Molecule: messenger RNA, 880 nt
Organism: Cryptomeria japonica (Japanese cedar)
Lineage: Eukaryota; Viridiplantae; Streptophyta; Pinopsida; Cupressales; Cupressaceae
Exons: 4
Coding region: 271-723 (150 amino acids)
Source: RefSeq, a predicted model, not a curated record
UGGGUCCUGUCUUCAACAAGUACACUUGUCUUAUCUUCAUUGUAGCUCUUGAAGAUUCAAUUUUAAAAGAGCAUGGUGAAGGGCUUGAAUCUAUUAAAAAGUACUUCAGUAGGCAUCUAUACCAGUUAGAAUAUUCUCCAUGGCUGAAACUAAUGUUAUUGAAGAUGAUGAUAGGUGGUUUGCAGAUUUGGCUGACCAGAUUGCACUCAUGAUGAAUAUGGAUGAUGAGGAGGAGGAGAAACAACAGACAACAUCAGAGCCUGAGAGCUUAUGUGGUCCUUACAAGAUGGUAAUCUGGAAAGAAACUGCAAAAGGGGAAGUUCAAUUAUUGACAAUACUUCUCAGCAUGGCUGCCAUACUCCUCCUCGGGUUCUCUACAAUGAUUCACAUGCCCCAGGCCAGAGAGAACUGGUUGCAGGAGGAAUUCAAACUCCAACAGACUUGAGGAUUAUGCAUCAGAUCUUACCUAUUGAAGUUAUAAAUCUGGGUAUCUGGAAUCAGCAAUACUGCAGAUAUGUUGAUGGAAAUUUAAUUCCUAUUGAAAUUGCCAACAGAGGAAUGAUCGUUCAGAGAGAGUGCCUUGGAACAGGAGUCUUCAUUCCCCGUUCUUUUCAGAAUUUUAAAUCCAAAUCACAAAAAAACAGAGGAUACCAUAGCUCUAGGUCAGAUAGUCUCCAUAACCCUAAAAAUGCCAGUUUUAAUUCAGGCAAAUCAACGGUGUAAUUUAAAUUUCUGGCAUCUCUGGGCCAAUGUAAAGUUAUUGUAAUAACAUCUGAGAAAGCACUCAGAAGGCCCUUUAAUCGGUAGGGCUGUUGUCUAGAUGUACAUAUUAACCUUCACAUAUUAAUCAAAUAGGUUAAUCCAUUCAGUUUUUAGUUUA